This is a messenger RNA of Episyrphus balteatus (marmalade hoverfly), 1644 nucleotides long. RefSeq lists its product as uncharacterized. The transcript has a single exon. The record is from RefSeq and is a predicted model, not a curated record. Bases 298 to 1617 code for a protein of 439 amino acids. Lineage: Eukaryota; Metazoa; Arthropoda; Insecta; Diptera; Syrphidae.
AAAGACAAUACAUACAACUAAGGAAUAAUACCUUCUCAGAGACAACGACUACGACGACAUUGGGUGCUUUGACGAAAAUAAAUUACAAACUUUAACUUAAAAAAAAACUGAUGCAAGAUGCAAUAACUUGAGAAGGAUUAUAAAUUAUUCGCUCUGCUAAAGUUGCAGACAAAGCAUCACAACGACUUCAGCAAUAACGGUGAGUUCACUUAAUCAGAUCAAUAUUUGUAUGAAAUUUUUCUGUUGCAGAGUUUUUUUUUGUUAUUUUCUGCUUGAAGGAUAAUCAAAGGAUCCACAAUGCCACCUUUAAGUUCCAUUAUCUUUGUUGGAUUGAUCUCACUUGCAGUGGUAGUUGUGGCAUUCGAAUUCCCAUCAGAUAAAAGGAAUAGCAACAACAACUAUCGGUCUGUAUCGCCACCAUCAAAGCCACAACCUACGACUUUAAAGCCCAAAUUAAUUCGAACUGAGUUACGUGUGAGCAGAAAUUUAAAUUUUGAUGAUACUGAGGUAAUCAAUGUGCGAGGCAACAAUGGUGAAAUGACUCAACUGCUCGUAAAAAAGAGACCUAGAAAUGCAGACAGCUUUGGUCAGCCUAUUAGUGAUUCAAUCAAUAGAUACUUCAAACGUGCCGUGGACAAUAAUGACAGCUUGAAACUUUUCAACCUGCCACUUAUUCUAAAUGCGGCCAUUAAGACUGGAGACAAUAAGGAUUACCAUAAUCAUCGACCAGAAGAGGAAAGUACAUUUGGUCGAACAGCACAAAACUUUUUCUACAACAUUAUGGGAAACAUUCCUGAAUCCAUAGCCAAGUCAACAUUAGGUCUCAUUGAGAAAAACAAUCAACCUGAGAAAACAUCCAUAAAUCAACCAAAAAGUGAGGAUAGCCAAGUUUUGUUCAAGCCAGAAGAGAUUCCUGUUAUUGAAGGAGUUCGUGUGCCAGACGAUGAAGAGGACAAGGUCAAGGUUUGGCGAAAUGCCAGAGUGAUUAAAAACGAACUAGUUCCAUAUAAGAGUGGUUAUCGACCUCCACGAGCUAGACCAAUCCAUUUGCUAGAUAUGCCAGAAACUGAUAAAAUGACGCGUCGAGCGGGUCGGGCAGGAUUGGGACCAUUUUUUGUGUCUGACAAUAUCGAAAAUGUCCAUGCUGAGUUCAAACGGGCCAAAGGUCCUUUUUUUGCGGUCGAUAACAUUCGAAAUAACGACUUGUUCGUAAAUCCUCAAGCUAGUUCCUAUGAAUCGAAUCAAUUUAGAAAUUUUGGUAAUGAGGAUACAGUUUUCAAAGCCCGUGAGCCAGUUCGAGAGUACUCUAAUCCAGAUGUGGGAGUGAAAAAGGUGAAUUUGUAUGAGGGAUAUGCAAACACUUACAACGUUCAGGAUGUCAAUCGCAGAGGACAACUCUAUGAAAAGGUUCCAACGAAGCAAGCCCAUUUCUAUAAUGAACCGGAACCAAAAAAAGUUCAAUAUUAUACAAAUUUAAAAAGAAGCAGUUGGAAUGAUGUAAGAGCAUCAGCUCAACAACAGCAAGCUUAUACAAAUAGAAAUAACAACGGAAACAGUUAUGAGUUAAUCUACAACGAGCCAUAUCAAUUCAAUAGCAGAUGGGGAAUAACGCAAUAAUAAAAAAAAAGUUUUGAGUGUGUUCCA